GGGAAGCGUGCUGACGUCACACGCAGAGCUCAUCAUGGCGGUGGAUUUGACUCCUCGCUUCAGAAGGUUGAACAGCCAAACAAGAAGCUUGCGUGAAAAUAUACAGCACGUUUUCUCUGGGCCCUUUGGUGCCACUCAGCUAUGGCACAGCAUCAUCCAGGCCCUGCAAACCCAGGUGGAGGUGCGUCGCUGCAGGAGGAACCUACGCGUCCAUGCCGAAUGUUUCACAGGCUCAGAUGCUGUGGACGCCGUCCUCGGCUAUCUGAUGCAGAAUGUGGUGUUUUGCUCGAGUGAGGUGUCUCGUCUCAAAGCUGCUCGGCUCUGCCAGGCUCUGAUGGAGGCGAAGGUGUUUGAGCCAGUGGGCACAAAGCGGUUUCGCAGAGACAAGGAAGUGACGUUUGAGGACAGCAGCUGCAGCCUCUACCGUUUCCUGGAAUAUAAAGUGGUACCCAGCUCUUCCAUGAAGGGAUGCCGUAGUGUCACAGAAAACAUGUCCCCAGAGGAGCCGGAGACUAAGAGAAAGAAGAGCUCCAGAAACGAACUGAGAACAAUCUCCAAUCCUCUUGCUGUCGGCCCAUCAGACAAGAGGGUUGAGAGGCUGCUGGGGAACAUCAACCUCCGGCCCACCAUGUCACCGGGUCUACAUACAGCUGCAGCAUCCUCCGUCUCUCUGUCCAAGGCUGCGGUAGAGGAGGUUUGGAAGCAGCAGACGCUGCUGCAGCUGCUGCAGAUAGUGGAGUUGCCCAUGCUGGACUGCAUCCUGACCUCUCCUUCCAGUGCUGAGCCUCAGGCCUGCAGAGCUCUUCUGACCACCCAGGACCUGGUUAUCUCCAACACGUGUCUGGAGAGAGAGAUACCCGACUCCCUUAACCUGCCUAAGAUGGAUGAGUGGCUGUCGGCAGCAGCAGACUGUUUGGAGCUCUUCCCCGACCAGCUGAUUGUGUUUGCAGGGGAGCAGCUCCGCCAAGGCAGCGAUGCCUCUGCAGAGGAUGGAAAUGCAGAGCAGAGGUCCACCCAGAAGAGACUGCUCUUUGAAACCAUUGCCAAGUACUACAGUGGACAGGAAAAAGCUCCACUUCUCUCGGGACGCUACCUGGAUAUACAUGUUGCAAUUCUGAAUCUCCUCGAUGGAGGGAAGGUGCAGGAUUCCAUCAAAGCAUCUCAGUUGUGUUUGCGACUUCUGGAGAGAAAUGUGAGAGAUGAGCUGCGGAGAUUACUGGCCUUCAUGGCCACAGCAGCUCACCCAGAUGCCUGUCGUCUACAGAAACAAACCGAUAAUAAGGCCUUGGUCUGCCGCACUUUUCAGAGAGCAAUUGUCCAGAAUCACGAACUGACUCGAUCCCAGAGUGAAACCCUGGUUCUGUUUCUCAUGGACAGUCACACUGAGCUCUUCAAGACCCCUACGUCCCUUAUUGAAGCUGUGAGAAAAACACUGAGGACUAUGCAGCUGGGAAAAGACCCUGAUUCAAUUGCUACGUUCACCUUCUGCCAGCAGGCGACCCCGCAGGAGUACGAGGACCAGCGUGAGGCUACCACCCUGGAGAGCCUCAAACAGCUUCUGCGUGAUAUUUCCUCCAGUGAGAGCAUGUCUGCCAAGGACAAGAGGAGGCUGCUCAAAGAGUUCGAAAAGCAUCACCCUGUGGUUUUCCUCCAACAUUUCUCCCCCGCACCUUCUGAAACGUACAGCUGGAGGGUACCGGUUUGAUUUUCAAGGUGCACUUGACAGAGCCAGUGUGUGAUGGUACAGCGCUUACACUGAGGAAUGAUAACAUUUUAACUAGAUAAAACAUGUUGGCCUUAUAAUUCUGGAUGCUUUAAAAAAACUGCCAUACAAAUCUAGUGUGUAGAGAUGGAUUGAUGCCUUAUAUAAAUGUUUACGCAGCAUGUUGUGUGGCUGCAGCCUCCCUAAUUUCUUUUAAAACACAGUGGGCUUCGAUAGUCAAGGUUCUAUUUGUCGUAAUGCUUUAAGUAUUGCAAUGGGUGUUUUGUAAACAAGUUCUUUUAGUAAUGCAUGUAUUUUUCAAAGUAACGUAGUGGUGACAAGGUGGUUAGCACUGUUUCCUAACACAGCAAGAAGGUUCCCUGUUUGAAUCCCAGCUUGGCCAGGCACCUCUCUGUGUGGGGUUUGCAUGUUUUCCCAAUGACUUUGUGGGUUUUCUGUGGGUAUUCCAGCUUCCUCCCACAGUCCAAUGAAGUGCAGACUGGGGUUAUGUCAUUUGGAGACUCUAACUUCACCGUCGGUGGGAAUGUGAGAGUGACGGUUGUUUGUCUCUGCAUGUUGACCCAACAAUAUGCCAGCUACCUGUCUUUGAUUGGCUUCAGUUCCCCCUGUGACCGUCAAAGUAUAUGUGGUGAAGAUAAUGGAUGAAUGUGACUGGUUUUGCACUGGUCCAUGAAGGAUAAAUGAUCAGUUCAUCUGAUAUAAUCAAUGUCUAAAGGUGGUCGUCUCUGAGCUGAGAAAUCUCGAGCUGUGGCAUACUGUUGUUACUCAACUAACGAGAAACACUAAAUUUUAGGAUGCAGAAAUUCAAGAUUUUAUGAAAUAUAAUGAAGUUAUAAAACAUAACAACAGGGAUCCCUGGAAAACGGUUUAUCAGCCAUUUAGUCGACUGUAUUGAGGCUGGGAAACAGCAAAUGUUCCAACUGUUGUGUAUCUUGCAGUUUUGGAAAAGCGAUUGUGCACUUUGAUAAGGAAUUCAUAUUCAUACAUAUCUAGUGAAGAAUAGCAAUAAUAUAGCAGCCAUUUUCUUUUGGUUUUGAAGUUUUACUGUAGCUUGCAAUGUUGCGUUUGGAAAAAAAACUCUAAUGUAGCUGAAGUUUAACACAGGAUGUAAAUUGUUUUUGUUAGAGAUGAAGCACAAUGUUUUCCUCCUGUGAAAUGAAUAUGAAAUGUGUGAGUGUUAAGCUAACAGGAGCUCAGGUUAAUAUGAAGUUUAUUAUUUUAAUGGGGAUUCGAGUCGCACUAACUUGGUAAAAUAUGUUGGAGUUAUAACUUUGUAGGGUUUUACUUGAACAAUGAAUAUUAAAAGGCUAAUAAUCUAAUCUUUGGUGAAGCACAGGACCUCGGUUGGAUUCUAUUCUUUUAACUGGUGAGGUCAUGCUCAUUAAAACAAAAGUUGCUCUACAAUCGUCAGUCAGCAUCUUUUGUUCCGUGUGCCAACACUAAAAUCAUGUUAGAAUGCACUUUAAAAUGCUGAAACAUGCUUUAUUUUCCGUCUGAAUAAAAUGUGUAAUUGAUC
Messenger RNA from Pleuronectes platessa (European plaice), 3239 nucleotides. RefSeq names its product DEP domain containing 4 (gene depdc4). The transcript has 9 exons. NCBI's taxonomy places the organism in Eukaryota, Metazoa, Chordata, Actinopteri, Pleuronectiformes, Pleuronectidae. Gene Ontology annotation, biological process: intracellular signal transduction. The record is from RefSeq and is a predicted model, not a curated record. The coding region runs from base 35 to 1705 and encodes 556 amino acids.